Molecule: messenger RNA, 7098 nt
Organism: Acanthopagrus latus (yellowfin seabream)
Lineage: Eukaryota; Metazoa; Chordata; Actinopteri; Spariformes; Sparidae
Gene: amigo1
Product: adhesion molecule with Ig-like domain 1
Exons: 2
Coding region: 947-2485 (512 amino acids)
Biological process (GO): brain development
Molecular function (GO): protein binding
Source: RefSeq, a predicted model, not a curated record
UAAACAAUCUCCAAGCUUCCUGGCAGUCUGACCAAUAUUUUGUUGGAUUGAAUCAUAACCUCAUGCUUCAUGGCAUAGUUCGUUGACUGCAAUAGACGAUGUAAAUGUUAAACUUCAUUAUAUGUAUCCUACAGCCACACACUAGUAUCAGCCUUUAAAGGGGCUUCUGAAUGGUGGUAUUACAUUUCCUUGACCCGCUCCCCUCCCUCCCCUUCAUCUCCACACGGGGUUUCUCAGUUGUGCGUCUUCGGUGCGUCUUUUCGGUAAACAGCGCCUUCUGGUUCUGAGCGCGCUGCUGCCGAGAAAACACGUCAACCACUGCAGCAACAGCAGCACAGCACGCAGUCCGCAGACGGCCUACGAGGACCCACAGGGAGGCUCUCCGGCCACAGUCUGCUCUUUCUUAAUUAUGUCCACGGCUGCAGAUGAGAGCCGACGGGAGCCGGAGCCGCUCAAAUUGCGCCAAUUACCUGCAGAAGGCGGACGCGCGGCGCUGCGUACACGGAGCAGUAUGCUGCGUUGAGAGCAAAGAGAGCUGAUUGAGACAAAGAAAAGAAGUCGCUUAAUCGGUUGAUUGUCAGUCAUUAAAAGGACGCGCGUUGUCUGCUCUUUACGUAACCGUUUCUGCGUAAUUUUGCACCGGGUACUGGAUGGCGCGUGGAGCGGGAUUAUUUUGGCGAGGAUCUCUGUAGUGCUCUCCCUCCUCCCCUGCAUCCGCCGUUGUCCUCAACUGCAGACACAGACUCAUCCAGACGGGCACUAUCCGUGUGCAGCAGCGCUGUAAACAGACAGAGGAGCUGGUUCUUGUAAUCAGAGCCGACAUCGCUGCAUCCCGGUUUGAAGGCUACAGUCAACAAUGCCUGGGAAUCCUCCAGCUGCUCUCCCAUGCUGUUCUCUGAGAAUGGGAUCGUAGUAAACCUCUCUGGGAUUUAGAACAACUGCUAGCAUGUUGCAGCCCUCCACCGGAACAGGUGACAGCCUGUUGGAAACAUUACCUCACUGGAGUAAGCGUCCGAGAUGGGCCCUCUCCCUGGCCCUCUGCGUGGCUCUCCUCUGGCUCCCAGGGGCAGCGGGCUCGACCCUAAACUGCCACAAGACGUGCAUCUGCGCCUCGAACAUAGUGAGCUGCUCCAAGAUGAAUCUGACGAUCGUCCCGACGGGCCUGCCGCUCUACACGGCCGUGCUGGAUCUCAGCUAUAAUGAGAUAACGCGGCUGCGGUCUGAGUGGACUCCUGUCAAGCUCCUGAAGCUCCAUAACCUCCUCCUCAGCCAUAAUGGUCUCCAUUUCCUGUCCUCAGAGGCGUUCAUAUAUGUGAAGCACCUACGCUACUUGGACCUGUCCUCCAACAAUUUGCGGCAGCUGGAUGAGUUCAUCUUUGAGCCUUUGGUCAACCUGGAGGUCCUCUUGCUCUACAAUAACCACAUUUCCCAGAUUGACCGCGCGGCCUUUAUCGGCAUGCUUAACCUUCAGAAGCUCUACCUUAGCCAGAACCAAAUCUCCCGCUUCCCCAUGGAGCUGGUCAAAGAAAAGUCGCGCCUGGAGAAACUUACACUCCUGGAUGUCUCCUCCAACAGGAUCAAGACGUUGCCCAUUGAUGAGCUCAAAGUGCUGCCUGCCUGGAUUAAAAAUGGCCUCUACUUCCACAAUAAUCCCCUGCUGUGUCACUGUGAUCUCUACACACUCCUGGCCCACUGGUACAUUCGAAAGCUGAAUUCUGCAGUGGACUUCAAAGAUGACUACACAUGUCUUCUGCCUGGUCCGCAAAAAACCCAAGUUCGAGUUUUUGAACUCAGCGGUGACUAUAUGAACUGCAGCACCUUCGUGGAGGCGGAUGAAGAGGCUUUUCUGGAGCAAACACUGACGCUUGGCUGCGACACCAAACACAGGGGCAUGUCAAAGACCUGGAUGAUGCCUGGUAAUGUGAUGGUGACGCCUGGAAGCAACCAGACAGCCAAAGUCCUGCGAGACGGGAGCCUGCAGAUAAGUCCGGUGAGGUCUGAGGACGCUGGGACCUACACUUGCAUUGCGAUGAGCGAGGUCUUCAAUGAGACCAUCUACAUUGUGCUGAAGGUUCAUAACUUCACCAUGCAUGGGAACGGGGAGACCCUGAACACAGCGUACACCACCUUGGUGGGCUGCCUGGCCAGCGUGGUGCUGGUUCUCAUGUACCUUUACCUGACACCGUGUCGAUGCUUCUGCUGCCCCUCCAAGGGUAAGGGUCGGGGUGAGGACAGCAUCCACUCGUCCAUGCUCAGCGUGACGCCUACCCACGAGGAUCCAACGCUCAAGGCAGAGCUGAACAGGCACGUGGCGUUCAUAGACUCCAAGGACUUGCAAGGCCAGAAUGGCAAGCUGAACCCCAACGGGGAUGAGGAUGAUGAGGAAAUGGAUGCAGAGACUGGCUCGCUUAUGAAGGGGAAGAGGAAGAAGUCAGUAGCAGAGUCCAUCAGCUCCGUCUUCUCAGACACUCCCAUGGUGGUCUGAGAUGGAACUAGCAAAGAGGAUGGAUGGCACAUGACUGGAUGUAUAUGGUACAACAUGAGCCAUCUUUUAGUUCCUGUAAACUGUGACUGUGACCUUGUGGGAGGAAACAGAGUAAGGAUCUGUAGUUGUUGGCAAGUCGAAAUAAGGAUCUCAAAGGGAUUAAAAAAAAACUGUCAUGUUGUCAAUAGGGACAACUAACAGGACUUUUCCAGCAUUUUAAUCUGUAGCACUUAAUAUUCAUACUGUGAAGGAAUGGCAGUAAACAUGAACAGUCUUAGGAGAGUAAAAAGUAGAUGAUAUGUUGUUGAUAUCAGCACUCAGGAAGUGAACAUUUGAAGUGUGGGGAAUACAUAUGACACAAUGCACAGGUAGAAAUGAGAUUUAGGAGGAACACAUAAUGUAUUACAAACAUGGCUGGCUCAUAAUUUAAAUCGAGUACAAGCACUAGAAUAGACUGCAUCUUAAGUUAGAGCUUCGACACAUUUACCCCUCAACACAGGGAGUCUUAGAUAGGCCGACCGUCAUCACCAGGUUAUGAAUACAUCUGUCAUUAGCCUUGAGUCACCUAUACAGCAGCAGCAUGCCACAAACCCACAUCACAUGAGGACCCAGACUGAUCUGUGAUCCAAAGGAAAUGUAGAUUUACCCGAUGAUUAGAAACCACACAAACAUAAUCGCAGGUCAUUCUUUGCUAUUACUUAUGUGCACUCAGAUGUAGUUCAUCAGACUGAUCAUUCUUCGUAUUCAUAGUCAUAUGUGUAGCGAUAUGUACUUUUUCUUCACUAUGUUAAGUGAUCAAUAUAUAUAGGUAUAUUAUAAAAUAGUUGAACAGCUCGAGGCAGAUCGUUGUUUAUGAAUGAAUUAAAAUGGUCAUAGUAGUUCAGGUGCAUUAUGUAAGAAUUUCAGUUUAAAACCUUCAAAUAUAGUGUGAGGAAAUAACAGUUCUUGUGUUAAUGUCCAAGACGCCUACGAAGUGUCUAUGUUAGCAUGGUAGCCAGCUAGCAAUGGGCCCAAAAGCCUCAUUCCCCCCAGUGGCCCAGAGCUCCUGGGCUAGUGAUGUGAACACCAACACUCCCAUGGUAGUCUGACUAGCUGCACGGCUAACUGAGCUAACAAGCUAACAGUAGCCACAGUCAUGGACUGUUAAAGAAAUGUGUUUAGCAGUAGUUAGCAGUUACUCUGGUGAUAUGCCUCCCCUUUUUAUGUCGGUAUUAUAAAUUCAACAAGUGGACAAUUCUUACAUAUUGCACCGUUAAUCCAAAAGAAACAUUUAAAGCCUUACUCAAUUAAAAACAAAGAACGCCUUCUGUAGGUGCAGGGACGUGUUUUGUCUCAAAUCUGUAUACAGACAGCUACCGGAGUCUUUACAAGGACAAAUAGGCUUCUGUUAGUUGUCCUCUGAGGUGCCACUUACUGUAGAGUUUGACUCCUCCUCUUGGCCAGGUCAUAGCAUUUGCUUUUUCUCAGUCACACUAUCAAGAAGUUGAACACCAAGCUAAUGCUAAAAGCUGCAAGUUUCAGCUCAUGUUGGUGUUCGCUGUGUGUAAGAUGUGCAGCUUGAACAAAACUCUUGAAUAUGUUGUGGUAGAUUUAAGUACUUGAUCUUGCAUUUGGCUCAGACAGAAUAUUAGCGGGGUCGUGCUGAUUUAAAAAUGUAGCUGUUUUACCCCUGUGGCAGGUACAAAAUGCUGCAUGUCAUAUCAGCAGGUAAACAUUAAAGUCUGCCACGUAAUUAAACCUGAAGGGCUGCUUCAGAUGAUGACGCUUAUGAAUAAUGAAUAUGAUGAGGCUGUAUUUUUUGGCAUGAGAGAGCUGAUUCCAGAAACAGGAAACCCCUUUCAACCUUCAGAUCCCUCUUCUACAAUUAUAAUCGGCUCUAUUGUGAAUUCCCUUUACCAUUCAAGACACCUUGUAUGAUGUGCGUAUUUCAUUCACAAGGUUUUAAAACAGGAGACUCAACCAAGAAAGGGUGAUCUGGAGGAACUGUGCCACAUUUGUAUCAUAAUACAACAAGGAUAGCCCGUCGUAAAUGCUAAUAGCCUCUUUUCGAUGAGACGCCGAUUCCCUCUGCUUUCCAUGUCAUUGUCUCUCGGAUCAGGAGGGGAAUAGGUGUUAUCGUGAGUCACAGAUCCACAAAGCCAUUCUCUGUGGCUCGCUCGAAGCUGACGGCCCAGAUGUGUUUGCUUUGUUUGUGUACCGCCAUCAUUACGAGGCUGCCCUUCCCAGUUCAAAAGCGAUCAUUCAACCAGGCGAUGAAUGUGAUGCCCUUUAAGUAGUCUGUAAUUUGUUUAUGAGGGAAGUGCCCGGAGCUUUUAUUGAACAUUUGCUCACCCAGUGACUCAUGUGGUUGGAAAAGUAUAACUUUGCUUUUUAGUUUCUUUCUUUUUAGGAUAUUUAUGUAAAAUCACACACAUCUCGCAAUUAAAUGUCAGCGUGGCUCCCAAUUGUUAAGAUGUGCACAUCUCUGGGUGCAACGGGUUUUUUUUUUUUACGCAAAAAUCAAUGUUAUAUUCACAGUUGCAGUGUGCACCUCAGCAUCUCAUGUGUGGGUGAGAAAAGGAAGUCACACUUAUCAGAGAGGUGGUGCGUGAAUCAUCUCAUUCCUCACACAUAGGAAUACCAGGUGGAGAAAUAGAGAGCUGCAAAAAUACCACAAGACGCACUGAAAUGCAGCCACAUUUAGCACUGCUGCAGAAUCUGGCCCAUUUUUAAGGAUUCAGGCCCCCUAAGAAUCAAAAUAUAUUAAUCUGCUCUCAUUGUGGGAUCAAACUGAAACCCCUCAGAUUUCAUGGCAGCAUGGACGCCACAAUGUGAAAUUGCUAAAACCUCUGAUUUUUGGCUGUUGAAUAGCACACAUUGAACUGCCGGAACAAUAAUGAAUGGCGUGUAUCUGUCCUGCAGUAACUCAGUAGAACAUGCUGUGGCUAAUGGGCGGGUCUGGUCUGUACAGAGAAAAACUAAGUGCUAUUGCGAAGGUCCGAACACGGAGGAGAAGAGUGGCUUUGUUCUCUCCAAAGCAAAUCUGCCUUCCUAUAUCUAUCUAUAUAUACAGUAUAUAUAUGUAUUAAGACUCACUUCUCUGUGUUCAGUAUUGAUUAGUUGUGUACUGCUAUGUUCUACCAGUGUACUGACUGUAUUCUUGUAUAAUCUGAUGUUGUUGAUCAUUUUGCAUUUUGUCCGCCGCUGUGCUACUGUUAGAUGUUUCGACAUUCAAGUCUUGACUUCAAUGUUAAUUUUUUUUAAACGGGAUUGGGGUUUAGUUUUUUAUUGAAAUAGGAUGUAUUUUACACUCUGGUUAAAAUGACAAAAUAUAUAUUGAACACAUGUUAAAAACUGCAUAGGAAGAGUGCAACUGAACAUGAUACAUCCCUAAAGGGCAGUGAGUAUGUAGCCGCCAGUCAUUUCCAGUCAGUAUUUGACUUUGCUCAUAAAGCCAUAAGGAAUUCAAGGAGAGAGGACGGUUCUUUAUCAGAUUGGUGGCUGUGUCAGGAUGUAGGGAGCUGUAGGUGAGUCCUACAACAGACGCUUUACCACAAUUCAAGGGACAAUAUGUAAGCAUUUUAGUUGAAAAUUUUCAAAAAUUAAUGGGGUACUAGGUAGUUUUGGGGAGGAAAUUUAAUAUCAGAAUUUUUAUAUUCACAAUAUUAAUGAGGUAAUAAUACAAACUCAGAAAUAUUUAGUUUCACCAUCACUGAAUAAACAAGCUGUUCUCAGAGGAAAAUGAAAUGAUGUUGUCCUUUAUGGUCAGUUUGUUUAGUCAGUCACGAAAACAAAGAGAGGUGUUUAUGUAGUUUGUUUAGGCCUUAAAAAAAAUCUGUCAAUUUCAUUGGUUCUUUGCCCCCAAGCUCCCAGUCCUACCUGCUAGCUGCACUCCUAACUGAGCUAACUAGCAACGUGCAGCUACAGUUAGCAGCAGUAAGUGGUUACUCUGAUUAGUAUGAAAUUGACAUUUUGACAAUGGCUAAUUCUUACAUAUUGCACCUUUUAAAGCAACAACAUUUCAAAGUAUAUUUUCUGUAAAAGCCAGGAAUGUAUGAAAAUCACAAGAUCUCUCCACUCCAAUCAAUGAAUUCCUUAAACACAGUGGUGGAUUUUCAAGACAGAGGCUAAAUAAAUCUUCUCAGGACUGUGUCAGUUUUAAGUUCUAAUAUAAUGCAAUGUGAAUACAUCAUUGCAUUUUCAAGGUUUUUAGAUUUGCAGCAUCAGUACGAAUAAUCUUUGGUCUGCAUAUACAGCACAUAUACAGUUUCCCAAAUGACCAUCUACAGAUUGAUAAAGGAAGUAGUUUCCAUUCAUCUGACCACGAGGUAGCAAUUACAAUACAAAACAAACUUCCUUGAGGCUGUGGGGCUAAAUGCUUGCCACUUAUAUGGUUUGCCACUACAAGAAUGGAGCUUUUAACAGCACUGAAAGCCCUGAGUUUAUCGACCGCAGCUUCAGAGACAAGUUGAUCGGUCACCGCCAUAAAAUCUGAAAGGUCUCUUAGCUAACGUGGAAUGGCUUUGCAUGGUACGCUUAAGAGUUUCUCUGACUGCAGGAUAGGUGCAACCUAGUAGGCAAAAAAGAUGAAGAAAAUUGAUAUAUCGUUUGACUUAAUAAAAGAUCAAGAUUUA